Messenger RNA from Saccharomyces eubayanus, 510 nucleotides. RefSeq names its product E2 ubiquitin-conjugating protein RAD6 (gene RAD6). Bases 1 to 510 code for a protein of 169 amino acids. Gene Ontology annotation, molecular function: ubiquitin conjugating enzyme activity. The transcript has a single exon. Gene Ontology annotation, biological process: DNA repair; protein polyubiquitination; proteasome-mediated ubiquitin-dependent protein catabolic process. NCBI's taxonomy places the organism in Eukaryota, Fungi, Ascomycota, Saccharomycetes, Saccharomycetales, Saccharomycetaceae. The record is from RefSeq and is a predicted model, not a curated record. Gene Ontology annotation, cellular component: HULC complex.
AUGUCGACACCAGCUAGAAGAAGAUUAAUGAGAGAUUUCAAACGUAUGAAGGAAGAUGCCCCACCGGGAGUAUCUGCUUCGCCACUACCUGAUAAUGUCAUGGUAUGGAAUGCUAUGAUCAUUGGCCCAGCAGACACGCCGUACGAAGAUGGUACAUUUCGAUUGCUUCUAGAGUUUGAUGAAGAAUACCCAAAUAAGCCGCCACAUGUUAAAUUUUUAAGUGAGAUGUUCCACCCAAACGUCUAUGCGAACGGUGAAAUUUGUUUAGAUAUUUUACAAAACAGAUGGACCCCGACAUAUGAUGUAGCAUCUAUAUUAACAUCCAUUCAAAGUUUAUUUAACGAUCCAAAUCCGGCUUCACCCGCAAACGUAGAAGCCGCAACAUUAUUCAAAGAUCAUAAAUCACAAUACGUCAAACGAGUUAAAGAGACGGUAGAAAAAUCUUGGGAAGAUGAUAUGGAUGAUAUGGACGACGACGAUGAAGAUGACGACGACGAAGAGGCUGACUGA